AUGAGACUCCUAAGAAUAACUAUUAGGAAGCUUAGUGCAUCAAAUUAUCUAUUCCAUAUACCAGAUGAAUCCACUAGGUCUUGGGUUCUCCAGCGAGGACUUUGGCAUGUUGAUGGAUGCCUAAUGUUUGUUGCUUCUUGGACCCCAGAAGUUUCCCUUGCUAUUCCUGAGAUUAAAACCAUUCUUGUUUGGGUAACCUUGAAGAACAUACCCAACAUCUUAUAUUCUAUCCCAGAAAUAAGUCACAUUGCAUUGGGUUUAGGUGCUCCUAUGGCAACUCACAAGCCUCGGUUGGAUCCCAUUCUCAUGGGUGAAGCAAAAAUCUUAGUUGAAGUUGACUUGUCUAAAGCUUUUCCAACCCGAAUAGCUGAUUUGAAUGGGUUUAUUUCAAUGGUUGAUGUGGAAUAUGCAUGGUUGCCUUCUAAAUGCGGUAGAUUUGGUCAAUUGGGACACAAGAUUAAGCGUUGCUUACAAGAGGAAAACGUCUCAAAUGUAGUUGAUAACACAACUAAAGAAACUGUUUUGAUGGUUGACUUGGAUGUGGCCGGAGUCUCCAACUCUGCCCCGAUCUCUGCUCUAAAUCACUCAAGCUCAGCUCCUGCCAUAAGUAUUGACAUACCUGCUACUAACAACCUCACCGUUGAUCUAGUUAAAGAUUCCAUCAUGGAAGCUAUAAGUCCGGUAACUACAGCUUCGACAAUUGAGAAUGUGACUGUCCCUACAGCAUAUCAAGCCCCUCUUUCAACUACCAGCAAUAAUGUCAUUGAGUCUUCUUUUUUGGAGGCUGCUCGUUCUAUGAAUGCUCAAGCAAAAUCUACUGUCCAGAGGGAAAGUAUGAGAUUAGCUGAGCUUGAUUUGGGUUCUAAUAAGUUUGCCUCUUUGAUUUCUCAUGAAGAAGGAAAAGACUCGUCAGAUUCAGAAAAUGAUUCGGAUUCGAUGGAUCUUAUGACACUUUCGGGGAAGAGAAUUCUUCGAGAAAGACCGGUGAAACCAUCAACAAAGGCUAAGGAGAUGAAUUGGCAGUCCACAGGUCGUGGACGUGGAAACCGAAGACGUGGAAAUCGAGGUGGUCGCGGCUAA
This is a messenger RNA of Eutrema salsugineum, 1080 nucleotides long. RefSeq lists its product as uncharacterized. The record is from RefSeq and is a predicted model, not a curated record. Bases 1 to 1080 code for a protein of 359 amino acids. NCBI's taxonomy places the organism in Eukaryota, Viridiplantae, Streptophyta, Magnoliopsida, Brassicales, Brassicaceae. The transcript has a single exon.